This is a messenger RNA of Cladophialophora yegresii CBS 114405, 399 nucleotides long. RefSeq names its product 3-oxoacyl-[acyl-carrier protein] reductase. The transcript has 2 exons. Lineage: Eukaryota; Fungi; Ascomycota; Eurotiomycetes; Chaetothyriales; Herpotrichiellaceae. The record is from RefSeq and is a predicted model, not a curated record.
UUGGACGUGACUUCGCCGCUGGACGAGCUCACACGUGUGGUCGAAGAAGCGCACAGCCUUCAUGGAGGGAUCGACUUCCUCAUCAACGACGCCGGGUACUGUCAGGUCGGUGGGUUAGAAAAGCUCACGUACGAUAGCCUGCCUCAUAGUCACGCCCGGUUCGCAACCAACGUCUUUGGUCCGCUGAACGUCACGAGGGCCAUCCUUCCCUACACGCGCGCCAGACGAUCGGGAGUCAUUGCCAACUUCUCCAGUAUUGGGGCCUGGCGCGGCACGCCGGCCGUGGGGAUCUAUGCGGCCUCCUAAUGGGCCGUCAGCGGAAUCACGGAGACGCUGCGCCUCGAGCUGGCCGAGUUCAAUAUAAAAGUAUGCGGUAUUGAGCCGGGGUACUUCCGGUCG